GGGUUUUACCGCCUUUGUGCACACGGCACCGGACUGGUGCGGAGCGCACAAAAACAACGUGUUUCUGUUUACCUCUGGGUUGUGAGUGGGUCUGGAGUGGAAAACGGACGUGUGUGGCCGCUGUACACGGUGUUCAUUAAAGUUUUAUGGUUAGAUUUGACCGGCAGACAGAGGUCCGGACUGGGCGGGAGCAUGAGGCCUGAUUCCGGGCCGCAGCCACCUGGAACAUCCCGUCUGUCAGCAUCCACCGAGCUAUGAAACCAUUUUCGGGCUGAUAACAACAGAGAUGAUGAACGAGCAGAUGAGUGCAGCCAUCCUGGCUGUGAUGCUUUUGUUCACUGCGAGCGGCGUUUUGGCAGCUUCAGACUGCUCCCCAUCCACCACGGAGGCUCCCGGCGGCUCCCGGUUCCUGUCGGCUGUGGUUGACUCUCAGAGAGCCGAGCAGAGCAGGAGGGAACACCUGGAGGCGCUGUUCCACAGGUACGGAGAAAACGGAACCAUCUCUCUGGAUGGUCUGAAGCGUCUGAUGCGGAGCGUCGGUCUCGGUCGGAUCAGGAAUAUCAUGGUGAAGCACCGGGAACAAGCAGGCCACCACCAUGAUCAUCAUCACCAACAUGGUCACCACCACUAUCACCACCAUGUCCACAGGAACCGGACUGCAAAUCAGAACAGAACUGAGGAAUCGGACAGUCACCUCGACCUGCACCAGAUGAAACCCAACAUCUCAGCACCGGCAGGUCAGGAUGUCAGAACCACAUCGGGGAAAGGCGCCGGUUUGUUGGUGAAAACACAAAAGAGAAGCUUGGAUGGAGCGGGUCCAUCUGGAGAAGGAACCGCCACGGCCGUUAAAGAGAGGCCAGCACAGACGGCUGCAGAAAAUCACCAUCAUGGUCAUGACCACGAUCACCAUCACGACCACCAUCACGGUCAUGGUCAUGACCACGAUCACCAUCACGACCAUGAUGACCAGGAUCAGGAUCAUCUGCAGAACCGCAGCCUGGACACUGAAGAGUGUUUGAACGCCUCUGGUCUCCUCUUCUCACACGGGAUGUCACAAGACGGGGUCGUCGCCCUCGGAGACUUCGUCUACCUGUGCCCCGCCCUCCUCAACCAGAUCGACAGUGGGGCGUGUCUCCUGCAUGGAGACGCCUCCCGCUAUGAGGACAGAGGGCAUAAACAUUCUCACAGUCACCAUGGAGACCAUAACCACAGCGAGCACGGCGGCGGAGAAACCACCAAGCACAUCACGGCAGCGUGGGUCGGCGGCUUCCUCGCCAUCACCAUCAUCAGUAUGCUCUCCCUGCUCGGCGUCGUCCUCAUCCCGCUCAUGAACAAAGUCUUCUUCAAGUUCCUCCUCAGCUUCCUGGUGGCGCUGGCUGUGGGAACGCUGAGCGGCGACGCCUUCCUGCACCUCAUACCUCACUCUCAGGGAAGCCAUCAGCACCAUCACCAUGAGGAGCCUGGUGUGGACCUCGAAGAACAUCACCUCCAUGAAGGAAAUGGGGAAAACCUGGAUGGCAUGUGGAAAGGCCUGACCGCUCUGGGAGGAGUCUACUUCAUGUUCCUGAUUGAACACUUCCUGACGCUGGGAAAAAUGUACAAAGACAAGAAACAGAAGAUCCAGAAGAAAUGGGACCAGAACGUUAAGUCAGAUCCAGAGAAGCAGCCCGCUCUGGAGGAGAGCGAGGUGAAGCCAAGUGAAGACGUGGAGACUAACGGCGCCAGCACGUUUGUCGACCACUCCAGCAGCGUGGCGGAGGAGGAGCAGGUGAUGUUGACGCCGCAGGUCUCCAUUGUCUCGCCAGAGAGCUAUGGCCAACCUUCAGGUGGCGCCGCAGGGUACUUAGCGGAGGACUGCGAGAACAAAUGCCACUCCCACUUCCAUGACACGGUGGGCCAGGCCGACAGCAUGCAUCACCAUCACCAUGACUACCACCACAUCCUGCAUCACCACCACUCCCAGAACCACCACCCGCACAGCCACUCCCACUCGUACUCGGAGCAGCACUUCCAGCAGGCCGGAGUGGCCACGCUCGCUUGGAUGGUCAUCAUGGGUGACGGGCUGCACAACUUCAGCGACGGCCUCGCCAUCGGAGCUGCCUUCACUGAGAGUCUGUCCAGUGGACUCAGUACGUCUGUGGCCGUUUUCUGCCAUGAGUUGCCUCAUGAGUUGGGUGACUUUGCGGUGCUCUUGAAGGCGGGCAUGACGGUGCGUCAGGCCAUCCUUUACAACGUGCUGUCGGCCAUGAUGGCCUACCUCGGCAUGGUGACGGGCAUUUUGAUCGGACACUACGCUGAAAACAUCUGCAUGUGGAUCUUCGCCCUCACGGCCGGGCUCUUCAUGUACGUGGCUCUCGUGGACAUGGUGCCAGAGAUGCUGCACAACGACGCCGGGGACAACGGCUUCAGCCACUGUGGCUUCUUCCUCCUGCAGAACGCCGGCAUCCUGCUGGGCUUCUGCAUCAUGCUGCUCAUCGCUAUGUUCGAGCAUAAAAUCCAGCUGGAUCUGGGAUACUGAGCGGGAAACCGUUUGUAUAUGUCGUUUACAUCCUCCAGUCGUCAUUGUGUUUUAGUUUACAUUUUCACAUCGUUUAGUUUAAAAAUAGCUGCAUGAACCCUGAAGGAAUCUUUGAUGCUGUUGAUGGAGCUUCUCAGUUUGGUUCAGAUGUUGCAGCUGGAGAUGAGUUGAGGAGGUGCCGUUCCUUUCUCCAAAUGGAGAUUGAACCUCAGCUCCAGAGUCUGGGAGUUUUUUCUGGGUCAACUUUUACUGUGAACCCGGUUCUUUUAACGAUACCCUCUGACCUUCAUCUUCUGAGUCAAUUAGUUUAGUUUUAUAUAGAAAUAUUUUUUUACGUUUUGCUGAGUCAAACCUGAUCAGUGUUACAACGAUACAACUUUCUACAUCACAGUUCCUCACAAAUGUUGUUCUGUGUAAAAUGUGAGGGGAGCUGCUGAGGAAGGUGGUUAAUAAUGAGUCGGGUCAUGAUUCGGUGCUGAAGGACAGGCAGAGUUUAGGUUAACUUGUUCUGAUUCUUUUAGAUUUCUGGUCAAUCAUUUUUACAAAAAAACUGUUUAUUUUCUCUAGCAGAGUUCUGCAGUGAAUUUAAAGCGUAACUCGGUGUUUCUGUUCAUGUUGAAUCUUCGUUUCUCAGCACUCCGACCAGAACCAAAGUUAAACAGGAGUGUGUUUAUAACACAGCUGCUCCUCUGAGGUGUUAAUAGGACGGUGUGGAGCCGAGCAGAAACGAGCUGCAGGGUUCAUCAGGUUCUGAAGCGUCGAAGAUGCUUGCAGCUCAGAAAGUGAUUCACAUAAAACUGAAGAGAAUUAAAGUGACAGAACUGCUAACUCAUACGAGCCACAGAAUCAACAUCCAGGGUUUGUUUCAGCUCGCUGGAAGUUCUUCAGAGUCUGAAGGAUAAAGAAACGGCCAGACUGCUUUUAAAGCUCCGCUUUAUUAAAGUUGUUUCUGUAAGACGUCAGAAACAUGAAACAAGCUCAUGUUCCAGGAAGUGUCCUGAGUUCAUGCCUCAUCAUGGAGGUUGACUCCCAGGUUGUUACAGUAUGAGCUUGUCUAGAUAUGGUGCAGCUGCUUUUAUUUUGAAGGAAAGAUGCUGAUUUGGGUUUAAAUGUUCAGCCUUAUGUUCUGAUUCCUGUUGUUUGUAUUUAUGGGUGAAAGUUUAAAGCCAGUUUGAUUCUGUUGUAUAAUUUAUAGUUUUGCAUAUUUAAAAGAACUUAAAAAGAUGAGUGCUAUGAGUGUACGGUUCACUAAUAUUGGUCAGAAAUGCAGGGUUGAGUCGUAUGUUUGAUUUAUGAAGUCCUUCCUGGUUGGUUGGUUUCAUUUCGCCAAUUAAACAAACGGCAUCAAUCACUGAUCGCUCUGGGACAUACCCAGACUCUAACCAGAAUGACCUUUUAUUAUGAACUGCUGACCCAACAGCUGCUCUGUUCUCAUUGGCUGAUUUUGAUUCCCUGAGCAGGACUGAAAUAACCCAAUGAAGACCAAUCAGAACCGUCUUUUUCUCGGUAAGCAGAAUGCACCUUAAGUCCGUAGUCUUCAUCAGAGGAUCGUUUAAAACUGUUUCAUGUUUCAGACACAUCCAGACCAGAAAAGUUCAGCCAUGAUCUGAAGAGUUUCUUUGUUCUGUGGUUUCAGACUGAAGAAGGCGGCUCAUAGAAAUAAAAGUAGAAACGGAUCCCGCUGAUUCAGGCGGACUGAUCUGAUGUUUAGGUCAAAGUUUACUCGCAGGUUGCUCACACCGCGACACUUGAACUUCACUGUGGAUCCAACAUGUACAACAUGAAACUGUAAAUACUUGCAUGUAACGUUAUGUACACACAUUUGUGAUGUUUCUGUAAAGUCUCCAUUAAGUUUCCACCUGAUCUGGUUCUGAAAUCUGGGAGAAGUGAUUCAAAGGCUUGGAAAACGUUGGAAUAAUAAAAUCCAUUAAACAUGGCA
Molecule: messenger RNA, 4457 nt
Organism: Girardinichthys multiradiatus
Lineage: Eukaryota; Metazoa; Chordata; Actinopteri; Cyprinodontiformes; Goodeidae
Product: zinc transporter ZIP6-like
Exons: 12
Coding region: 287-2518 (743 amino acids)
Biological process (GO): intracellular zinc ion homeostasis; zinc ion import across plasma membrane
Cellular component (GO): membrane
Molecular function (GO): zinc ion transmembrane transporter activity
Source: RefSeq, a predicted model, not a curated record